GGGUGAGAUGGGGGUGGGGGCGUCUGUGAGGGUCGGCUGGUGCGCAGCUGCGGCACUGGAGCCAAUCACCGGGCGCAUCCAGUCCUCGCGCUACGGUACCGUCGUGCAGUCGUGACGUAGACGGUUGCCAUGGAGAGGGCCUUUCGGUAGGGACAGCGAGCUGGCGCCAGGGGCCGCAGGCCGGAGCGUGCGUUUGAAGUUGAGUCCGUUACCAUCAUGAGCGGCCGAAGUAGGGGUAAAAAGUCCAGCCGCGCCAAAAACCGUGGCAAAGGCCGCGCCAAAGGCCGAGUCCGCGCUACUCCUGACGACGCCUCGCGCGACCCGGACCCUCCACAGUGCCAGAGGCUCGGGGAGGAGACCCAGGAGGCACAGGUGCAGGCUGGCGCGGGUUGGGGUGGCCUGGAAACCGCUGAAACCGCUGAGCCCGCGCCGCCCCGCCGGCCCGGGGAAGAGGGUGCCUGCCGGCUCCCCCUGGACUGUGGCCUCGCGCUCCGGGCCCGGGCUGAGGGGGAUAGCGGGCAGGCCGCAGCCAGGCCCGGCCCGGGGAAUGCCACAACCCUCUCGGAGCGCCUGCCGACAGACACUGUCUUCGUGGGAACCGUGGGGCCCAUGGGAAGGCCGAAAAAUGUCCCUCGCGUUGGAAAUCGACGCUGCCCCGCUGGGAAGAAGGCCCCAGUUACCUGUAGCGCAGUGGGGAGGGCGUCUCCGGCCGUAGCUGUUGGGAAACCGAAGAAAGGGACCACUGGGGAGUCCGCCUCCGUUCCAGUGGUAGAGGAAAAGAAGGUGGAGAAGGAUGCAGGGUCAGGGCCCCCGGCAACAGAUGGCAGCAUGGAUACACUGGAGAACGUCCAGCUGAAGUUGGAGACCAUGAACGCCCAGGCGGACAGGGCCUACCUGCGGCUCUCCCGCAAGUUUGGGCAGUUGCGACUGCACCACUUAGAGCGCAGGAACCUCCUCAUCCAGAACAUCCCGGGCUUCUGGGGGCAGGCUUUUCAGAACCACCCCCAGCUCUCAUCCUUUCUGAACAACCAAGAUAAAGAGGCACUCAGCUACUUGAACAGCUUGGAGGUGGAAGAGCUUGGCCUCGCCAGAUUGGGCUACAAGAUCAAGUUCUACUUUGGGCGCAACCCCUAUUUCCAGAAUAAGGUGCUCAUCAAGGAAUAUGGGUGUGGUCCUUCCGGUCAGGUGGUGUCUCGUUCUACUCCAAUCCAGUGGCUCCCAGGGCACGAUCUUCAGUCCCUAAGCCAGGGGAACCCAGAUGACACCCGGAGCUUCUUUGGGUGGUUUUCAAACCACAGCUCCAUUGAGUCUGACAAGAUUGUGGAGAUAAUCAACGAGGAGUUGUGGCCCAAUCCCCUGCAGUACUACCUUAUGAGUGAAGGGGCCCGAGCAGAGAAAGGAAAGGAGGGCAGGCCAUGUCCAGCAAGGCAGCCAGUGGACACCCCAGAGCCUGGGGUAAACAAUUCCAACUGAUUCUGCACAAGUCUCCCUACUACCUCCUGCUGGACCCAUGCCCAGCUGACCACAUGUGUUUGGCUGUCUGCCUUCUCUUCAUGUUGACCUCUGUGCACUGUGUUCCCUUUGGACUUCAGUUACAAGAAUAUGGUGUUUAUGUUCUUUUGCCUCCCCAUGGCAUUCUUGCUUUUUUACGUUAGUGUCACAUGUUACGUGAUCUCACCCCUACUGUUGAUAUGUUAAACACACAUGAUUCAGAUGUGUGCUGCCUUUAUCUACGUUGCCUGGACCCUGUUCUUGGCUCUGGCCUUUCCCACCUGUCUUUAACGUGGACACUCAUGAGUCAUCCAACAAGAGGACCAGUGCAUCCUUAAGCUCUGCUACUUCAGGGCCCAUGACUUGCUGGGCUGGUUCAUGUGACCAUGCAUGCCAUCUAUGGCAAGCUUUUCUGUUGCCACUGCAAAAUGAAGCUUGUGCACAUGGUAUUGGCCAUCAGCCAAAACUGAUUGUUCCGUGGCUCUGGGGUCACCAGCCAAGGUGCCAUCUACAAGAUCUCUGGCUUUGGCCAGGGGCCCAUGCUGUCCUCCUGGACACAGAUGAGGUUAAGGGUGAGAAGCAGUAUGCCGUGUGUUCUGUACCAUCAUGCAUCUCUUCCUGCCUCUGGGCCCUUCUCCUGGUGAACCUUCGUCAGGGUCUGCACCAUGACCCGUCACUAUGAGGCCAUUGAGUUUUGUCUAGGUUGCUAUCGGCCCCAGUUGGCUUCCUGGUCAACAAGGACCUCAAGAACUGCUUGUGGACCCAGGCCCCCUGCCGGUGUUUGAGACACACACCUACCCUCCCCAGCCUUCCAGCAACCCUCCUGGCUGCCGGACUGAUGGGCGGGCUGGUAUGUAUGGACAUGUGUUCACUGUCAUCAAGCUGUGGCUCCAGGUGUGACCUUGUGUAUGUGGAAGAUUAAUGUAUAUGCUGCUUAUUUUGUCUCUAAGUAAAUCUAACCACUUUCCUCAUUUUUUGCUUAAUGGGAAAAUAGAACUGUACAGGUCUGCCUUUUUUUUUUUUUUUUUUGAGCUUCUUCUUCUUUGUUAUGGACAUUUUCAGACAUGCACAGAAGUGGAGAGGAUGGUCUCUGGACCCCGUGUGCCCAUCGCCUAGCUACAUCAGUUAUCAAUUAUGAUCAACCUGGUUUCAUCUGUGUCUCCCUCUUCCUGCCUGUAUUGUUUAUCAAAAGUCCAAGAUCCUGUGCCAUUUCAACCAGGACUGCUUUGGGAGAUUGGGACUCUGUGUUGGUGGUGAUAGUGGUGGGGUGCACUAUCAUUAUCACAUCAGGUCUGUUUUUUGCUUUUCGUGUUAACUAAUGAAGUUCCAGAGGUGGGCCUUAGAAUGAAAGUCUUCGGAAUUAACAAGAAGUCGCAAAAAGAGAUGAAGGGGAUGCUGCCUUUUCCCUGCAUCCGCAAAAGGAAAGAGAGACUGUUCGUUGAUAAAGACUUAUCAGUCUUUGAUAAGGUGCUUACUUGAGAUCUUUCACCAGAGCAUCAGUCUUUUUUCCUGUGUAAGAUGGAGACUUGUGUGACUAUUAGAAUUACCAGCUUGUCCUGGUCUCGUAAUAUAACUCUGGGCUUGAAAGUGUAAUUUGGAAACUGUUGCUGUGUUCUGUGAUAAUAACCUCCCAACAGUAAUCAGUAACUGGUUGUCUUACUUGGUAAUUGACACCCUGGUAAUAAUGCAAUUAUUUCUUUGUUCUGAAGCAGUUUAAAUAGUUGUAAGUUUGCAUGCGUGAUGGAAAAAAUAAAAGCCUGUAUCUCUGUUA
Delphinapterus leucas (beluga whale) is the source of this 3262-nucleotide messenger RNA. RefSeq names its product TSPY like 5 (gene TSPYL5). Gene Ontology annotation, cellular component: nucleus. NCBI's taxonomy places the organism in Eukaryota, Metazoa, Chordata, Mammalia, Artiodactyla, Monodontidae. Gene Ontology annotation, biological process: nucleosome assembly. The record is from RefSeq and is a predicted model, not a curated record.